Penicillium atrosanguineum is the source of this 894-nucleotide messenger RNA. RefSeq lists its product as uncharacterized. Bases 1 to 894 code for a protein of 297 amino acids. The transcript is spliced from 3 exons. Lineage: Eukaryota; Fungi; Ascomycota; Eurotiomycetes; Eurotiales; Aspergillaceae. The record is from RefSeq and is a predicted model, not a curated record.
AUGUUCCGCUGGCCCUUCCGCUCAACCUUCUCCAAACUGUCAUCCAUCUGGUCAGAAUCCGCCAUGUCGGCAUCUGGCAGGUCAUCAGCGGCUAGCAGGUCGGAUUAUGCCGAGACUGAACAUUCUAGGUGGGCUGCAGCUGCCAGGUCGUCGACUUCCGGCCCAUCAACAUCCUGUCCUUCUCCGUUUGAACUUUCAUUUUCAAACUACAAGAGAAAUGCAACUGCUAGGUCGUCAGGUUCCGGCCCCCCGUCUUCCAAUCCACCGACAUUUAGUCCAUCACUUCCUAAAAUGCCACCUUCCAAGUCAUCAUCGCCGAAUGUGUUCGGCGUAGCCAGAAUGGAGCUUGUUGGAAACCUGAUGAACCUCAAGCAGAAUGACACCAACGUUACCCAAUUUAAAGCUGCCCUGAAGGAUCUAAGAACGAUAACAGAGAAGGUCUCCGAGUGGGAAAUAAAUGCCACCUCCGAUGAUGGGUCUUUGAUCAUUGACUUAUGCUUCCUUCACCGAUGCCGGAUAAUCAAGAGCGAACUAGAUUCGCUACUUCGGAAAGUACCAAAUCGGAAGGAUUUCAAGCCCGAAGAGAAAGAAAUUUGCCGCAUGCUUGGACUCCAGAUUGGUAGGCUCAGGCUUCACUCCUCCGUCGAGUCGAGACACUCUGAUUCUCUGGAUGGACCAGACUUUCGGGUCAGAGCAGCGGAUUCAUCCAUGGCGGACUUCACCGCCGCAAUUUAUGAUCGUGAGUUGAGAGGGGAAGCAAAGUUUCCAAAGGCCACGCAUCAUUACCUUCUAGAUACUUGGGAGCGCAUGCAUUUCAAGUACCCUGGCUGCACGUGUGUGCAGUGUAAAGACUUUAAGGCCGGAAAUGAUUUGCGGCUCUGGGUGCAGCUGUAA